CUUGCUAGAUUCUGUCCUAACGAUUAUCUUCCAUAGCACAGCACUGCAACAAGCUUUCAACAAAGAAGGUUCAGUGAAGAAGGAGAAAUCCAUCUGAAGGUCUGUCGCCUCCGUGCACGGCAGCUCCACCAUCUUUCCCUAGGUAUCUCGUUGCAAUUAGUAGCCUGCCCACCACUUGUUUAGCUCGAAGGUCUCGCAUUCCUCAUAGUCGCGCAGAGCAUCAUUGCAAUGGCAUCAGAAGCUCACUGUCUCUUUGCUUUCGACGUGCUUGAAAGUCACUUUAGUAAGGAGCGCAGCCACAAAACUCUCAAAGACUGGCAACAGCUGUCUCUUGCGUCUGGAGGUCAAUUGCCUUCACCGUCUCUUGCGACGGAUGAAGAAAUGCCCAUCUUUGUGACAUGGAAUUCCGGUACUGGUCAAGAAAAGCGUCUACGCGGCUGUAUUGGCACAUUCUCAGCGCACCCCUUGGAGAUGAGCCUAGCUAAUUAUAGCGUCACAGCUGCAGUUCGAGAUUCAAGAUUCAGACCCCUGACGGCAAAGGAUCUCCCCAGCUUAAGUUGCGGUAUUUCCAUCUUGUCAUCCUUUGAGCCAAUUGACGAUCCUUUCGACUGGACAAUCGGUCAGCAUGGGCUUCAGGUCCACUUCGUUCAUCGCGGUCGAGGCUGUGGUGCGACCUAUCUUCCUGAGAUUGCUAAAGUGCAAGGCUGGACGAAAGAGGAAACGCUCAAAUCCCUAUUGAAGAAGGGCGGAUUUGACGGAAAGUCAGAUUGGCGCGAUCUGCAUUUGGACAUUGAACGAUACCAAUCUAGCAAGUAUGAAGUACCAUACAAGCGAUACAACGCUCUCAAGACAAAGCAAUAGGCGAGUCUAUUGUUUACUAAACACAUCAAUAUGCUUUUGUGAUCAUUGCAGGGCCUGCAUCAGUAAUUGUCGCCUGUCCCCCAAUUGCCCGAGCAGUUGUUCAGCUUGGCCUUCGGGCAGGGCAGCAAGCAAUUGCCGUGUAGAUCUGACGACGACAGCCUUCGUGGCGUCUGUGAGGAUGGCUGCCCCAAGCACUUGCGCAACACUGUCGACAACUGCGACCAGUGAACCGGCAAUCGCAGGAUGUUUCCUACGCAUGUUAG
Protomyces lactucae-debilis is the source of this 1124-nucleotide messenger RNA. Its product is annotated as AMMECR1 domain-containing protein. The coding region runs from base 229 to 861 and encodes 210 amino acids. The transcript is spliced from 3 exons. The record is from RefSeq and is a predicted model, not a curated record. Lineage: Eukaryota; Fungi; Ascomycota; Taphrinomycetes; Taphrinales; Protomycetaceae.